GGAUGGAUUUGCGGCUGCUGCGGCUCCUCUCUUCCGAUAGCGUUAUCAGUGUGGGUCCGUGACGAACUCCAGCCGCUUCCUUCGCCAUGGCUUCUGCCGCUCCACCUCCCGCCUCCUCCUCUUGGGGGUGCGGUCGUCGACGUCGAGUCCGGUGCUCCGCCGAACGCCAGGGGCUCUUUAGCCGCAUCGCUCCCGUCUAUGACAACCUGAACGAGGUGCUGAGCCUCGGCCAGCAUCGGAUCUGGAAGAGGAUGUCCGUCUCUUGGGCCGGAGCGAAAAGGAGCGAUCGAGUUCUAGAUUUGUGCUGUGGAAGCGGUGAUCUGGCGUUCCUCCUGUCCCAGAAAGUCGGACCUGAUGGCCAGGUGAGCGCUCUUGAUUUCUCAAAAGAUCAAUUGUUGAUUGCCACGGCUCGUCAAGAUUUGUACUGGAAGGCUUGCUACAAGAACAUCGAAUGGAUUGAGGGUGAUGCCCUUGAGUUACCAUUCGCAGAUAGCUACUUUGAUGCAAUUACAGUUGGAUAUGGAUUACGUAAUCUGCUUGACAAACAUAAAGCUAUGAAGGAGAUAUUUCGUGUUCUAAAGCCAGGCUCAAGAGUGUCUAUAUUAGAUUUUAACAAGAGCACCUCAACUCUGAUAACACAGUCUCAGGAAUGGAUGAUCGACAAUGUGGUUGUUCCUGUUGCAAGUAACUACGGGUUCUCGAGAGAGUACAGAUACUUGAAAGCCUCAAUUGCUGAAUAUUUAACAGGAAAAGAGUUGGAGAAGCUUGCCAAGGAAGUGGGAUUUUCCGAUGCUAAGCAUUAUGAAAUUGCUGGAGGCCUCAUGGGAAAUUUGGUGGCAGCUCGAUAGUGGACAGGACAAGCACUUCGGUGUAAUUUUGGAAUGCUGAUUUUUAAAGAGCGUUCGUUUGUAAAUAGUGAGUCCUGUAGAACAGUUUAAAACCACAUGGUCGGUUGUGCAUGGACCUAAUCUGCUUCUGAAUGCAAUGCAUAAAUAUUUUAGUUCUAUGAAAGGUGAUUGCUGAAAUGUGAUUGGUGCUUGAUCACUGAUCAGGUAUGUUUCGGCUGCUUCUGGUAACAAGACUGAACUAUUGGAUGGUUGGUUGGGGAUCGCUGAUCGCAGAGACGCAGAACCAUUUUAACUUGUCAUUGCGGUCUAUCCUAUCAAGCCAUGCCACCUUUUGAUGCAAUUACCAUGUCGUUCGGUUAAUGAAAGCUUCCGAAGGGUAAUGCUUACAUGUAUCCACACAUUCGCACGCACGAAUCUACUACUUGAUUGUUGUAACAAAUUCACAAUCCAUGUAGAGUCUGACUCCAUAAAUCUGCUGUGUAUAUUGUAUAGAAUAAAUGGAAAGGGAAAAAGACGAUUAGG
Phoenix dactylifera (date palm) is the source of this 1370-nucleotide messenger RNA. The record is from RefSeq and is a predicted model, not a curated record. NCBI's taxonomy places the organism in Eukaryota, Viridiplantae, Streptophyta, Magnoliopsida, Arecales, Arecaceae.